GCGGCCCGCGCGCCAGUACCGCGCGGCGCGCCGCCUUGGACGCAUUCUUUGCGCGAUUUAAUCCGCGCUCCGCGAGCCGCGAGCGCGACACAGUGCCCGCCGCGACACUGACCCCGGCCGCUGACCCACCGCGGCGACUCUUCCGUUGCUAGUGUUUACAUCGCUGGUAUACCGUAUACCCCGAGUGUGCUAUCGUGCCGCUAGUGUUCCGUGCCUGUGAUAUACGUUUGUUGCAUUUAUUGUGGACCGGUGUGCAACUGUUUCCGAAGAAAGUGAACUCCCAUCGCUGAGAAAGGCGCGGGAUACUAUCUGUAGUAAACAGAGUUCGUGUCUCGCCGCCGCUGAAGCCGCGAGUGUCGCGGCGGCGGUGAGCGACGAGCGACGACCGGUGAGCGGUAGCAGUGACCGUUGGUCGUGGAGAGCGGUGAGAGUGCGCGCGGAGAGCGUGGGGGGGCGAUGGGGCGCGCGCGGCGGCGGGCGGGAUGGCGGUGAGCUGCCCCGAGGUGAUGUACGGCGCCUACUACCCCUACCUAUACGGCCGCGGCGCCGCGCGUUCCUUCCACCACGCGCCGCACUUCCAGUACGACCGGUUGAACGUGCAGAGUGCAGGCAAUGCAGCUGGCGAGUACGGUGGCGGCGGCGCGGUGUCCGCCAGCGGCGCGCCUGCGCUUAGCUCGGGCUCGGCCUCCUCCGGCGCGCAGUCGCCCGGCUCCCCGCCGCACGCGCACUCUCUGCCGUUGCCUCAGCAUGCGCAUGCUCACGCGCAUCUCGCGCAUUCGCACAACCACCAGCCCGCACAUCACUCGCCGCGAUUGCGCACCAAGGAGGAGGACCUCUCAGCGCACGGUCGUGCUAGCGCUGAUGGCGGUGGAUCGUCAGAGUCGGAGGGCGAGUGUGGUGGAGGCGCGCGUGCGCGUGCUCAGUACGUUAGUGCUAACUGCGUCGUGUUCACGCAUUACUCCGGCGACGUCGCUGCCGUCGUCGACGAGCACUUCGCCCGCGCCCUGGCACUCGACAAGCCUAAAGAGGGCGUGCCGAUGGCGUCGCGAAACCUGCCCGCGUCGUUCUUCAACGCGGCGGCGGCGGGCCCCGCCUGCGCCGGCCUCGACCUCUACGACUACGACCCCUGGCACCAGCACUAUGCGGGGUACGGUCACGCGGCGCACCGACACGCGGCCGAGUACCACGCGGCGGCCGCGCACCACAACAUGGCGGCGGCGGGCUACGGCGGGCUGCUGCUGGGCCGCGGCUCGCUGCACGCGCAGUACAAGCCGGUGGACUGGCCGGCGCACGCGCACGCCCACGCGCACGCCGCGCACGCGCACCACGCGCACGCGCACCACGCCUCGCCGCACCUCGACCCCGCCGCCUGCUCGCCCUACUCCUACCCGGCGCCGCCCGGUCUGGAGGCGCAGGUGCAGGACACGUCGAAGGACCUGUACUGGUUCUGAGGGCUCUGAGGCUGUUGUCAGAGACACUGUUCUAGCCGUAGGCUUAUCACCCGGGAACCUCCGCUACCCAGCGAGUACGCCUUCUCCGUGGCUACCGAUAGUGCGACAGACUUCGUGUGAAC
Molecule: messenger RNA, 1573 nt
Organism: Vanessa tameamea
Lineage: Eukaryota; Metazoa; Arthropoda; Insecta; Lepidoptera; Nymphalidae
Gene: vg
Product: protein vestigial
Exons: 7
Coding region: 483-1451 (322 amino acids)
Biological process (GO): regulation of transcription by RNA polymerase II
Cellular component (GO): nucleus
Source: RefSeq, a predicted model, not a curated record